AUGCCCCCGUCCAAGGCGCAUCAUCUGCCUGCCGGUCUCGCCGCCAGCCUCUCCUCACAUCAGCCCCACCAGUCGGUCCCGCCGGGUCCCGGCUCCGAGUCCGUGCCUGUGUCUCUGUCUGUCUCCGUGUCCGCUUGCGGCUCGGGCACCCUCAGCCCGGGUCUGUUGGCCUGUCAGACGCCUCGCGGAGCCACCGGCCUCCUCCAGUUGCCACAGAACCCCGCCGACGGCGACCCAGCAACCGCGGCAGCCGCACUCGCGUCGGCCGCCGAUGUCGUCGGUCGCCUUGGCCUCAGUCUCGGUCUCGGCCCAGCCAGACUGCCUGUCCCAUUGGCUGGGUUGUCCGGUUGCCCGGGGCAACCGACGAGCACAACGAUUGUCGUGUCGCCGGGUUGUCUCGACGGUCAGGCUGUGUCGCCUAGUCCGUUUCCGAUGGCGGCCGGAAACUCCAUCGUCGCCGGUCUACCCGGACGCCUGCACACGCAUUCGCACCACGUUCAUCCGCUCGUCCAUGGGCUGUCGCACACACCACACAUGCUGCAGCAUCACACGACACCACCGCCGUUUCAGCACCUCUCGCUGCCACCAUCAUCAGCCCCGCCAGCACCACCAGCACCAACAACAUCCGGCCUGCCUGGCUUUCUCGCCAUGACGACGGGAGCGGACUCGCAGUCCAGUCCUGCAGGACUUGCCAGCCCCAUGUUGACUGGCGCCUGUGACCUCGGCCUCAUGGGCCUCGGACUCACAGGCGUC
This is a messenger RNA of Protopolystoma xenopodis, 753 nucleotides long. The record is from the annotation of a GenBank genome assembly. NCBI's taxonomy places the organism in Eukaryota, Metazoa, Platyhelminthes, Monogenea, Polystomatidea, Polystomatidae.